CCAAACACAUAGAUUAGAGGAGAAAAAUCAAGUCUAAAGUGGAGGAAAGAAAUAAGAGGUAGAGGAUAAAUAUAAAAAAAACUGUGAGAAGGAGAAGGGAAAGCUAAAACGAAAAGAUAUACCCGUAAGGGAGCCUAAAUUUUGCCGUCGACAUGGGACUGUUGAUGUUACUGGCUGCAACGACCCUCCUCUUGGGCUACUGCCAGACGGAUGAAAAAGUAUCGCUUUAUGGCGCAAGCUACAUUCACUUUCCAGUGCAGGAGGCGAAGGGCGGUACCGACAUAAGUUUUCGUUUUCGUACUCAUCUAUCCGAUGCAACUCUUCUAUUGGCAGCUGGAAAAACCGACUAUUGUCUGAUAAAACUGGAAGCCGGAAGACUGAAGGUGAACAUCAAUUUGGGAGCUGGUGAGAGCGAAAUUUCGAGUCCACGAGGAUUGACGUUGAAUGAUCAAAGUUGGCAUGAAAUUAAUUUAACACGACGCGAGGCAAAUAUGACGCUGCAGAUUGACGUUAUCCACACAACGAGAAUGAUUUUACCCGGACGUUUUUUUGUGCUCAACAUACUCUAUGGUGUUUAUAUUGGUGGGCGAGGAGAUUUCAAUGAAUUAUUUCUGGGUCAUACGGAAUACAUGCGAGGCUGCAUGGCGGACAUUGUGUACAAUGGGGCGAAUGUUGUAGAAUCCACGAAAUUGCGAAAAGUAAAGUCUGAAGCAACUGCAGUUACGUGGGGCUGUUCAUCUGAAUUUGAUGCAACAAGAAAAUCUGAGAUAAGUUUUCUUCAAGAAGGUGCAUUUGUAUCAAUUCCACGUGCAAUUCCACGAGCAGGAUCAAGAUGGGAUUUGGAGUUGAGAACAACGUCUGAAUCAGGCCUGUUGUUCUAUAACGCUGGACAAGCAUCGCACGCUGAUUACUUGGGCAUUGAAUUGACUGAUAGCAAAAUACGUGUACUGAUGAACAAAGGUAAUGGCGCUACUGAGCUCAUUCACUCGUCCAUUGUCGCUGAUGGUAAAUGGCAUCGUGUAUCAAUAGACUUUAAUCCAAAUGUCAUUGGUAUAAGUAUUGAUGAUAAAGUAGAACGUUUAAAUCUGCCAAAUGGUGGUAAUCGAUAUUUGGAUUUGGCUGAGACCCUAUACAUAGGUGGUACAGAGCUUAACAAACGAGCUAGAGCAAUUGGUAAAGGCAUCAAGUCGGGUGAUCGUAGCUACAAGGGUUGCAUCAGAAACAUGGCACUUGAUACAAGUGAAAUUGGCCUACCAGACGUCAAGAUCAGCGAGGGUAUAGUUGUUGGAUGUGUCUGGUCUUAUCCAUGCUACAAUGUUCAACCUUGCAUUGAAAGUGCUACAUGCUCACAACUUGGUGUUGAUUCGUUUCAAUGUACCUGUGAUCAGCCACACUGUGUCAGGAGUAACUACGUUUCAACGAUCAACGCAAACGUGAGUCGAGCGGUAGACCUGGAGAUUGUAGCACCAAGGGCUAUUGUCGUGCCAGAAGGCAAACAUGCGCUGGUAACCUCUGACAAUAUAGCAAUGGUACUAGACAUUGCCAAGUAUGGGGCAAAUGAGGACGGGGUCAUUUUCACGAUGGUGAUACCACCGGAACACGGUGGACUGAUCCUGGAUUCAGCCAUUUCACCCACAGUUUCAAACCCCGAGCUAGCUUUUACCCUGCACGACAUUUACAGAAACAAGGUGAAGUAUGUACAUGAUGGAAGCGAGAGCCCGGGGGACUCUAUGAUAUUAGAGUUGAAACUGACGGCUGAAAUUGGCUUCACGCUUCCUGGAUAUCUACAGAGCCGUCUGAGGUUUCCCCUUCAUGUCAACGUUACGCCGGUGAACGACCCGCCUCUUCUCGAAAUACCAACAACCAAGGUCCUCAGGCUAGCGCAAGGUACGAGAAAAACAUUGACAAAAGAGCUUGUGUGGACUGUGGAUCCAGAUACACCACCAGAGUCACUGGUGUACACGGUAUUACGUGCUGAUACUGAUGCAGGCCAUGUUGAAAAACUCAAUCACUCGGCUCAUCCACUUGAAACAUUCAACCAGGCUGAAUUAGCACAGGGACUUAUCUCCUACGUUCAUCACGGAAAUGCCAAGUCAAAUGCAAUGCUGGGGCUUCAAGUGAGCGAUGGAACUGAAACGAGUAGACCAUCGUUUCUACGGAUAUCCGCUUAUCCACUUCAAAUAAGAUUGGGACACAAUACCGGCCUGGUAGUGGUGCAUCGAUCCAUGUCUUAUUUAACUCCUGCAAACUUGUCGUUUGCAACAAACUCAGAUGAUAGUAGUAUUGAGAUACUGUAUACAAUUGUAUCACAACCGCAGUAUGGAGUUGUGCAAGAAUUAAAUGAAACGAUUAAUAGUUGGUACAGUGUCGAGCGUUUUACGAGUAAGGAGAUUGAAGCUGGUGUUGUGCGUUAUCUGCAUACUGUUGGUAGCCCAUCGCACGAUCUUCUCAAGUUUCAAGCCAGUAUUAGAGAGCUGAGGACACAGCAAACUUUUGACUUUAACAUUUCCUUUAUCGAUAUGGAGCUCAAAGAGGUACACAAAAUGCCAUUAGAAUUUACAAACAUAAACCGAGUUAAUGUCACGCAUCAUCAUCUCAAAUAUGAGACAAAUCCUUUAAUCACGGCAGCAUCAAAGAUUGAGUACAAAUUACUAGGAGUACCCAAAUACGGUCAUUUAAUGCUUAGAAAUCGAAUCCUAUGGAAGAAUGAAAAAUUCAACCAAGAGGACAUUGAUUCAGGCGGCAUUGAAUAUCGUCUGUUCAAACUGGCGUACUCUCUAGUUGAGGAUAGAAUUACAUUUGAGGUAAGUGCACCACAGUGCCAAUCCUUGUACUCGAGCUUGGCAAUUAAGCACUCUAUUGGAAAGAACUCAAAGGCACUCGAUCCAGUCGAUACUACUGAAAUGUUAAAAGUUACUGAGGGACUGCAGGUCACUUUAAAUAUCAUUAAAAUAAAUCCAAGGGACUUCAAAGUGAAUGGCUUGAUUUACAAUUUAACUGAAAGGCCGUAUAAUGGAUGGCUUACAGUUCAAUGCUAUUCAAAUCAAACAGCAAGAUCAAACGUAACAUCUUUUACAGGUGAAGAACUCAGUAGUCAAUCGGUUUAUUACGUUCACGACGAUUCAGAAACGAGAAAUGAUAGUUUUAUGUACGUGGCAGUUGCUAGUGACGUGGAUUUUAUGUACGUUGGUAGGUUCAAUAUCGAAGUUAUCCUAAGAAACGACAAUCCACCGGUGAGAUCGGAAAUGUCAGCUUUCGACGUUGUAAUUAAUGGAGAUAGGGUGAUAACACGAAGAGAUCUCACGUACACGGAUCGUGAUACUGGUACUCAACCCAGUGAUCUCAUUUACCAAAUACAGAGUGUCUCGAAUGGUGGGAUUUAUGGUGCUGGUGAUUCAACCCUUCAGCUCGAGGAAUUUUCUCAGCAGGAUAUUAAUGAUCGUAAAAUUUUGUUCAAGCAUCGUGGUGAGGAGCUUGGAAAAAUUGAGUUUUACGUGAGUGAUGGUGUAUCACGUACACCUGGCUACUUGGAAAUUCGUGCUAGUCCACCGUACGUCCAUUUUUGCAAUAGCAAUGCGACAAUUGUCCAGUUUAAUAGAUCAGUGAUUUUUGCAAUUAACGAUUUCGAUAUUGUAACGAAUGUCGAUGUAAACGACAAACAAGUUAAAUACAGUGUAACAAGUAAACCGAAGCACGGUGUUAUUUUACAGCGAAAUAACAAAGAGGUUGGCACUUUUCAGCGUGAAGAUUUGGCGAACAAAUUGAUAUCCUACAGACACUUGGGGGGAUCAAUGACCAAGGAUGAAUUUAGGAUUAGAGUAACGGUUAAGGGAGUAUCUGCUGAGACGAGAAUCAUGAUAAAAGUUUAUCCAAAGAGCUACUGGGAGUCACUCAUAGUUAAAAAUAACCGUGCUAUUCUUGUUGAAGAGGCGACAAGUGUUUUAAUCAGCAAGAGAAACUUGGAAAUUUCACAUCCUAAAAUAACAUCGACUGAGAUAACUUAUUUAAUACGUGAAUGGCCGAGGUACGGUUACCUCGAGGUGCAGACACAGAGUGAUGGACACGGAGAAGAGUCAAAGGACGAUUACGAGGCGAAUCUAGUCAGGCACUUUGAUCAGAGUGUAAUCAAUGAAGCUCAUGUAUACUAUGUUCAAUCGGUAGCGAAUCAAACGGAGGACAGUUUUGCUGUUGAUGUCACUAAUGGAAUAACAUGGAUGCGAGGUAUCGUUGUUAAUUUUAUAAUAAUACCAGACAAGCUGUACGUUGAGGCUGACAAUAUCAGUGUCACUGAGGGAAAAACAGUUGCACUCCAGUCAACCAAUUUUAAUGUAAUUACAACAUACUAUAAUGGCAAGCUGACGGACUAUAGAAUUAUUGAAAAGCCAAAGUAUGGUAGCAUUAUUGAUUCAACAAAAAAUAAUCAAAUUAAAAAAUUUUCACAGAAACAUUUGGAGGCUGGUGUUAUUGUUUAUAAGCACAGUGGUGAUGAGUCAAUUGAGGAUAAUUUAAAAAUAGUGGUAAUUGCGGGUGAUAAAACGAGUCAGCCCAUUGAUAUUUGGAUAAAUAUACAACCAGUGAAUGAUCAAGUGCCAGUGCUUGUUAAUUACACGACAUUGAGAGUGUGGCAGGGGGGUAAUGCUUUGCUGACAUCGCAAAAUUUUUCAGCCGUCGAUAAUGACACGAAACCAUCAGAAGUCAUUUACAACAUAACAAGCGUAAAAAAUGGAUUUUUCUCCAUUCACAUAUCACCAACUGUUGAUGUUUACAAUUUUACUCAAGAGCAAAUCGAUAAAUCAAUGGUUAUGUUCACUCAUACGAAUGGAACAGAAGCGGCUUUUUGUUUUACACUAUCGGAUGGAGUACAUACCACUCACACAUACAAUAUAUCUAUUGAUACAAUUCCAAUCAGUGUGUCGAUUGUAGAGAACAAUGGUCUAAAUAUAUUUCCGUUAACAAGAAAACCAUUAACUGAAAAAUCUCUGAUGACAGUGUGCAGUGAUCCUGGUAGAGAGAUUAGGUAUAUUGUGAGACAGGGACCGAGUCUUGGAAAGAUAAUUAUGGAAACGAAUGAGGGCACUUGGCACGAGGUAGAUAGAUUUACUCAAAAAGACUUGAACGAGACUAGGGUUACGUAUGAGCAUACGAAACAGUUUAUGGACUUGUUCACUAAUGACUCGUUCAUAUUUGAUGUGGAGAGCCACUUUGCUGAAAUCAUUAGGAAUCAAAUGUUCCGGAUUGAUAUAUCAGUAUCGAGCGGUGGUCUUGGAAGAUAUAUCGUGGCUAAUCCGGUUAGAGUUGAGGAGGGUGGUUCGGCUCAAGUGCUCAUGAAUAUCAGUGAAAUCAUAAGAUAUUUACGGAGUAAAUCGGGUAUUUCAAAUCCGGAAGUAUUCACGAGAUUAACUAGCCAACCGAGUCAUGGACACGUGAUGCUACUACCCGACUUGAAUAUCACUAUGUUUAGUCAGACGCAAAUUGAAGGUGGGAAAGUAGCUUACUACCACGAUCACUCGAACAGUUUAGAUGACAAGAUCCAAUUUUCUCUACAUCUCAAACAGGGUCAUGUGAUGCUGUGCAAUGUCACUAUUCAGGUUAUCAUUUCACCCGUGAAUGAUGAACCGUUUAAGCUUGUGACAAAGGCACCAUUCAUUACUGUUGUGCAGAAUCAAACGCAGACUAUAACGCGCAAUGAUUUGUUGACUACUGAUCCUGACACAAUGCCCGAGGAACUUGUCUACGAUGUAAUUUCUGGACCAACUGCUGGACGUUUGUUGAUGCUAUCGCUUGAACAAAAUACCUCUGAAGUUAGACAGGUGACUAAAUUUAGUCAGCAGGAUGUUGAUGCUAAUCGUCUUGUGUAUGAGCACAGUGGAUCGUCUCAGUCAGCUACUUUCUACUUCCGCGUAUCCGAUGGCCGUUUUACCCCGGUUUACACUAUUUUUAAUGUUCAUGUACUGCCAAUAAAACUCAACGUAACAACACCAAGCCCUGUGAGCUUACAGCAGGGUUUUAACAUGGGUUUUGUUACCGAGGAAAAUAUAAAACUUGAUACUAAUGCUAGACAGGAGCAUGUACUAUACUCGAUAACAAGUCCACCAAAAUAUGGUGUACUUUAUGUCCGAGAUGUAGAGGCUGUGACAUUUAAGCACACUGAUUUACUAUCAAAGACAGUUGUUUUUUUGCAAACUGAUAUGUCAUCCUCUAAUGACAGUUUUGUUGUAACCGCACGCCUGAGCGAUUACCAAGUUAAAGGGAUAAGAGUGAACAUCAGAGUGACACCGUUAAUGAUAAUCCGUCCAAUGGUGGCAUUUGCCGGUGAAAAGAAUCAGAUAACAAAACGAUUUAUGGAUGCUACACCAUUGGCUGAGGCAACUAACGGAAAUCCUGUGUAUCGUAUCACUGCCAAGUCACGAUACUGUAAGCUCAAAAAAAUUAUCCGUAGUUCCGGUGAAAAAAGAAGCAUAAGGGAACGUGAAACAUCAAGAUUUUCCCAUCGUGAAAUUAUAUCUGGUCUAAUUUAUCUGGUCUGCCGAAGAUUACCGACAACAGAUUCAGAAGGAUUGCCGGAUUAUUUUCAAUUCAAUUUGACAGCAUCGACUUAUCAGCCGGCAAAUGGUGUUUUCGAGAUUAGACUUAAAUCAGAUCCUGAGAUAUCCAACAGUACUUUGGGUGGUCCAAUGGAUCCAGUGGGACACGAGGGGGAAAUGUCAAUAGCACCUAACAUGUCACACGACUACUUAAUGAUCCUUGGCAUGUUGCUCGGGGUUUUUGUCCUCGGGGUCCUUGUCAUUAUCACCAUUAGGUGCAGACAAAGGAGGUACAAGAAUACCCAGGAGAAUAAGACGAGUGAGACAACACCCACUGUCGGGGUUAUUCCACUACCAAGACCUCCUGAUCAUCUUAUGCCAAGUACGCCUCAUCUCAAGAGGUUUGGCAAUGAAUCCAUGGACAUUGCCGCUAGCACUCCACUUCCAACUCACUCAACAAUGACAUCAACAUUGCCACAGUGCAAAGUCAUACCACUCAAUCCACUUGAGAGUGUGACAAGCGCCGAUGCUGAUGUCUCAGCGAGGUAUCCUUAUGGUGUGCCUGAUGGUGAUGACUGGAGUAGUUUUGACACGGCAGAUUUACCAUGUCCACCACCCACAACUAACCGCAGGACAAAUCCAUUAUUAAGGAGAAAUCAGUACUGGGUCUAGCAGUCAACACCUUCGGGACAUACUGUUGAUUAUAAUUCAAUCGAGUAUGAGCCCGGGUAACAUUGAACUAUGAAUAUUAAGUAACUGGAGAAAAGACUGUAAUAAUUGAUAAAUUUUCAGGCGGAGGGAACUUGAUGUUCCAUUGUACAUGGCUAUGUUUGAAUAGUUUCACGACUCUUCUUUUUUUUAUUUUCGGUGUUAAGAGGAUUGGGAUAAUCCCUGCGUCAACUUUGAGGGUUGAUUAUACCACGUGCACAGCUACCUAACUCGGCCUAACUGAAGUCGCUUAUUUUUUUUACGAUAUUCUUCUUUAUUUAUGGGAAAAUGUGACCCGUUUUUUGUAAUAUAAAAUGUUAAUAAAUAUGUAUACUAUGAAUGGGAGAGAGGAUUUUUGGAUGAUGAUGGGAUCUUAGGUGUUAUGUGUAAUAAUUGACAACAACGUUUCAAUAAUGCCAUUGUAUGUAGCACUAUUCAAUGAAAACAUCGAGUAUUUGUUAUUUAUAUUGAAUUCUGAUUCAUUAGCAGUAAAGUUGAAUCGAAAAUAUAAUUUUGGAUAGAUUGAACAUGUACACUUUUGAUUAAUAGACAAUUAUAAGUUAUUGCUAAAUUAAUUGGAAACCUGUAUGAGGAACAUUGGAAGAAGAGAAUAAAUUUAUAUUGUAUGAAAUUUAUGUUCACGCGCUGAUUCAAAAUGAUUAUCAGACUGAAUUGAUACAAAAAAAUGUAUGGGGAGAAACAUUCAAAAAAUUUUAUAAAGAAAACGCUGGCUAUUAGCAGGUUCGUGUUAUUUGACGAUUAUGGCAUAAAUCCAUGAUGAAAUGAAUGAAUUUCACAAGGCGGACAACAACAAAGGAUUUCAACAAUUAUUUCCUACUGAUCGUUAUUCAUAUAGUUUCAGCCCAUUUUUCGACUCAAUAAUUGGUUAUAUGCUGGAUGCCAUAGGGCUCAUCGCAUUCGCGCAUUUCACGCAUAUAGAUAAACACCGAGAGGGGGAUGCCAGAUGCUAUCGAUUCACUCCCGAUAAUUCCCUAAUGAAAUUCCCAUAUGAAAAAAAAUAUAUAUGAGUUAUACAUGACAGGCAAAGAGUCAUAUAUGAAUGUUUAGAAGUGAUAUUAAUUUUUCCGUAUGAAUUCAUAGCUAUAACGAAAAUGAUUGGAGAUUUUCAACAAAUUAAUGCACUUGUUACAAAAUGAGAAACAUUCGAAAUUGAUCUGAUGAAAACAUUUGAACUUGAGUGGAUAUCGAAGCUCACUGAAAAAUUUGCUAGUGUCGUAAAAUUGUCCACGUAUGGAAAAGGUCCAUAACAAAUCCUCGUGUUCAGAAAUUCUGUUGGAAUUCUCGUGGGAUUCUCUCCGUUUUCAAAUAAUGUUACAACAAAUUAGGUGAAAAAUAUUGGAUACCUAUUUUUUUAUUUCUCAAAAUCAUGAAAUUUAAGAAGUUAUGGCCUAUUAAAGAAGCAUUUGCAUUAGGAUGUCAUAAUACAGAUAUUUCAGAUCCCCCAUAACUUAUCAAUUUUUCAUAAUUUAAUGAAAUAAAAAAUAUAUGUUCAAUAUUUCCGUCUAUAUUUAUUUAUAUUUUCAUAUCCAGCAACAAAAAUGGCAUACAUUAAAUUAAAAUAUUUCACGGAAAAUAUUAAAUAGACAUUUACAAUUCUAUCCUAUUUGGAUUUUUUUAGAGAAAUCUCCCAGUAUGAAUUUUCUAUUUCUUUUCUCGCAUUUUUAUCGCCCCUCUAUGUCCAGAACUUUAUCUAGCAAGGAUCUCAAAAGAAUAAGUUGUAUAGAAAAUAUUAAAUAUUUCCACUUCAAAAAAGCUGCGGAAUUUUGUAUAGAAAUUGGCAGACAGCAAAUGUUCUCGGAUUUUCUUUUGCAUUUUUCACAUACACUGUGCUAAAAUUUUUGAAAAAAUUAUUGCACAGUUCUGUAUAAUAUGAAGUGCCCUUUUUAACCUUUUUCCUUCCUUUCACUGGAAAAUUUUUCAUACAAGCUUCUUGUUCCUCGUUUACGGUGCCUAGCACAAUAAUUUUUCCGGAAUUUUUCUCUCCAUACACUUAUGAUUAAAUUGCGCCUAAGUGUGUAUGUGUGCAGAGAAUGUCUACCUAUUAAUUUUGGGUAAAUUGCGUCUUCGUGUAGAGGAACACUGGAAUAAUACGGAAAAAAAUGAAAAAAUUAAAACGAUUAUGUAUAAUUAAUAUAAGCAUGUUUUCAGUAUUAAAAUGUUUGAGAUGGAUUUACGGAUGUUGAAUGGUGAAUGCCCGGCUCGUUGAUUUUUACAACUUAAAAUUAAAUAAAACGAGAGAAUAACGAUUACAAAUGUUAGUGUAUUUAGAGAGCAUAAAUACAUCUGUACGAUUUAAUCAAAUGAGUAAUGACAUGACUGUUGAUUUUUUGAAAAUAUUGCGAAUACAAAAAUUAUGAGUUUGCAUUGAACAUCAGUGCCGUAUGGUGAUAUAAAUUUUAACAUCUUUUCAAUGGCCACAGAUGCAUCGAAUUGGGGUUUAGAAUGAGUGAAGUAUCAUUAUAUUGGUCAUAGUGAGAUGAAAUGAUUUUUUUAUGAUUAGCAAUAUGCAAUUUCUAGGCAUUUUUUAUAAUCUUCAUGUCGAAACUGAUCCGAGUGCCACACAUGUCUAUAAUUAUAGAUGAGACUACAAUAAAAUUUAUUAUAGCGAUGUAUUUUCCCUAUUCGAAUCAAAUUAAGCAUAAUCUGUAAUCUUAUAAAUAUAAUUAUAUUAAAUGUG
Molecule: messenger RNA, 9930 nt
Organism: Diachasma alloeum
Lineage: Eukaryota; Metazoa; Arthropoda; Insecta; Hymenoptera; Braconidae
Gene: kon
Product: chondroitin sulfate proteoglycan 4
Exons: 9
Coding region: 153-7196 (2347 amino acids)
Source: RefSeq, a predicted model, not a curated record